ACUCAUUGCGAAAUUUGCAAAAUCCAAAAAGUCAGUUUAACAAGAGGCUCAAAAAUAUAAUAUUCAAUAUGAGUUCCUGGGAUCCACAAAAUGAAAUCUCAAUUUCGGAUUCUGAAGACGAGGAUGAGGAUUUCAAGGCCGUUUAUCACGGCAGGGAUGUUAUUUUGUUUGUGGUGGAUGCAAAUUUAUACAAUGAGCCGGAUCGUUUAAAUGAGGCUUUAAAUUUGAUAAGAAGUGCCUUUCUGUCUGGAUUAUUGGUCAAUGAUAAUGAUUUGAUGGCUUUGAUAUUUGCCAAUACCGAGCAUAGCCCAGAACCGUAUGAACCGGAUUGCUUAGAGGCAAUCGUAAUGCCCGAGAAUUGUGCUGUUUUCCUGCCACCACGUCAAUUGAACACGGCCAUUGUGGAACACUUUCUACGAUUUGUUGAGACUUCGCCCAACGAUUUUGCAGAAGUAUACGGUGUGAGCAGCGGUAAUGGGACCAACUUUGCUCACCUUCUACGCUUAUGUUUGGAUUUGGUGCAGCAUUGCACCUACUCGGUGGAUAAUUCGACAAUAGUGUACCUGACGGACAAGGAGACUCCACAUUCCGCCCAGUCUGAGGGUUAUAGACAAGCGCUACAAAAAGCCUCAGAUUUAAGUGCUAAAGAAAAUAUUGAAUUCCAAGUUAUUCCUAUGGUGGAUAUAUUUAACUAUGAUGUCUUCUAUAAGGAGUUCAUUUGCCUGGUACGCGACAUUGAAAUCGAUAGUUUCGAGCCUGCCAAUCCCCAGCGGGCCAGAGAACUUUUGGCAGACCGUAAAAUAAAACAACAUUUUGUUCGUCGUUCGUUGGGCCAUUUUAAGUUGUCUUUAGGAUCAGAUCUAAGUCUGUCUGCUCAAUAUUUUAACUAUUUCCAGAAGGACAAGGGACCUCGCAAGGCUUUGAUACAACGUACCGACAAUGCGAUAGUACGCAGGCAUCGUCUUACCAAAGUGUUUAAGAAAAAUCCGGAGACGUCUGAGUUGGAGCAGCCUCGCGCAAUUAACAUUACGGACGCCUGGUACGAGAUUAAUUUGGGCAGUUCUGCAAUACGUUUAUCAUAUGAGCAAGUAAACCGCGUACGCAACCUUCACGCUCCAGGUAUGAUGUUGUUGGGCUUUAAACCACGCUGCGAACUAUCCAAAGCCCUUUUCUGCAAAUCCUUUAAUUUCAUGUAUCCCGACGAUGGUCAUAUUAUUGGUUCGAAGCGGUUGUUCCGCGCCCUUUGGGAACGUUGUAAAGCUAGGGACAAGAUCGCAGUUUGCCUGUUUAUGUGCAAAAGAAAGUCUAUGCCACGUUAUGUCGCCCUAGUACCGGUUUCAAAAGAUGAUGCCGAAUCCGAUUCCUAUUACUCUUUGCUGACGAAUGAUGGCUUCAAAAUGGUGUAUUUGCCCUGUUCUUCGUAUAUUCGCAAUGUCGAUUUAGCGGAAUGGAAUUCCGUAGAAAACCACGCCCCAGAUGAAGGGGUAGAAUUGUGUAAAAAGAUUGUAAAGAAAUUCCGUUUAGAUUUCAAGCCAGGAACUCUAUGCGAUCCAGAGUUGGACCAGUUGCAAUCUAAACUGUUGGCGUUGGCCUUUAAUGUAAAAUACGAACCUUUAGGUAGCCAAUAUUAUCCGAAUACUGAGCAACAAGACCAGAGAAUUGCAACCUUACUCCCCAAAUUCGAAGAGAUAUUCGGUGAGGAUGUGGAAGCGGCCAAGAAAAGGCCAGCUUCCUCCAACAGAGGGGAAGCGUCCAGUGCUGCAAAGACAAUCAAGUUGUCAGCAGAUAAUUUGAGUAACAAGGAUUAUGUCUUGCAAAUGAUAAGGAACAAAUCCUUAGGUUCCUGCACAAAAGAUCAGCUGGUGCAAAUAUUGCAAACGCAUUUCAAUAAAAAAGUGGCCAAGUCUACAAAGAAACCAGACCUACUGGAUAUUUUAUAUGCUUUUUCAAUAAAUUAAAAAUGUUUUUUAUUUACAAAGGAAUAAUAAAAUUAGAUUUGUUAAUACAUAA
Stomoxys calcitrans (stable fly) is the source of this 2010-nucleotide messenger RNA. It is a transcript of the gene Irbp, whose product is annotated as ATP-dependent DNA helicase 2 subunit 1. The transcript has a single exon. NCBI's taxonomy places the organism in Eukaryota, Metazoa, Arthropoda, Insecta, Diptera, Muscidae. Bases 69 to 1958 code for a protein of 629 amino acids. Gene Ontology annotation, cellular component: Ku70:Ku80 complex; nucleus. The record is from RefSeq and is a predicted model, not a curated record. Gene Ontology annotation, molecular function: double-stranded DNA binding; damaged DNA binding; DNA helicase activity. Gene Ontology annotation, biological process: telomere maintenance; cellular response to X-ray; double-strand break repair via nonhomologous end joining.